Molecule: messenger RNA, 852 nt
Organism: Racocetra persica
Lineage: Eukaryota; Fungi; Glomeromycota; Glomeromycetes; Diversisporales; Gigasporaceae
Source: the annotation of a GenBank genome assembly
CUAGAUAGCGAUGAUAAUAUCGUAAAAAUACUAUGUAAUUGGAUCCAGUUUUCGGAUCUUCAAAAAGAUGAUGUUAUUUUAUCGGGUAUAAUUGACACGAGGAAAAUGCCAUGUUCAUUAAAAGUGCAUUUAGAAUUGAGAGGCGUUUGGCACCUUGUUAACGAAGAAAUUAUAGUACAUGAUAUUCCUACAGAAUUUGAAAGGCAUAUAGAACGUGUGGUUCUUUAUGACGACGAUCGAAUCCCUGACAAAUACUAUAAUUCGAUUAAUGGCAAAUUCAUGAGAGAGGAAUAUCGUUCUCUGAAUAGUUUAAUUGAUAAGAUCAAAAGAUUGUGGGAAAACCCGACCUACAGAAAGGGUGAUCUUAUCAUCGAAAGUACGUGGAAUCACGACGUUGUAGGACCAAUCACCGAUUACUUAUUACAUAAUAUCAAGAUAUGCCAGAAUUGGGAUAAUGGUCGUAUCGAGUCAACCUAUACCAUGCGAUGCAAAUCGAAAAAAGGAGACUUUCAAGGUUAUAUACAAAGUGUAGCUAACAGAUCACAUAAUUAUGAAAUAGUAUUUGGAGAAACAUCAUACGGUCCCAAUCAUCCAAACAACUUAGAUCAUAUAUAUAUGGAGAUCAAAAUUCGGAGCAUGCAAAACCUUCAUAUACCUUUAGAAGCUGGACCGAAUUCAUUGGAAUUUAUUAAAAAAAUAGCCAAAACAUUAUAUAAUUAUCAUUUGUUAGUUAAAGAGACAGUUAAACACAUUGAUAAAAUCGACGUUGAAUUAGCAACGCGUUUAGGAUCUGUCACACCACCUAAUCAGAUUCGAACUCGAACUGCCAUACCAAUUUUUGAAACUCCAUAG